This is a messenger RNA of Grammomys surdaster, 2078 nucleotides long. RefSeq names its product NK6 homeobox 1 (gene Nkx6-1). Bases 780 to 1880 code for a protein of 366 amino acids. The transcript is spliced from 3 exons. Gene Ontology annotation, biological process: regulation of transcription by RNA polymerase II; cell differentiation. Gene Ontology annotation, molecular function: RNA polymerase II cis-regulatory region sequence-specific DNA binding; DNA-binding transcription factor activity, RNA polymerase II-specific. Gene Ontology annotation, cellular component: nucleus. NCBI's taxonomy places the organism in Eukaryota, Metazoa, Chordata, Mammalia, Rodentia, Muridae. The record is from RefSeq and is a predicted model, not a curated record.
CCGGCUUGCAGAAGCGGACGGACGAUCGGAACCGGCCCGCCAGACUUUUCACACUUAGGUUUAUUUUCUCUUUCUUCCUUUUCGAUCCGGCUCCUCCGGCGCCGCGUGGCCCGAGGGAAAGCAGGCGCGUGGGCGCGCCAAGUCCCCAGUCGCCCCGGAGCGGUGCCACUGCCCUUUCUGGCGCAAUAACGCCGGGCCCGCGGCGGUGGCGGGCGCGAUCCCCCCGCGCGGGCCGUUUGCGCUCCGUCUCCCGGGCGAGCGGCGAGUGCGACUCGGCUGCUCGGGGCCGCCAAGAGCGCCGAGCCUCCGAGAGAGCGAGAUCAGAGGCGCGCACCGGGCGGAACGCGGCCCGCUUUGAAGCUCCCCUAGGCGAGCGAGCCCACCCCCACCCUGCUACAUCAAAGCCAACGCUCCGAGCCUCCCAACCUUGUUGCAAACUCUCGGGGCUGGCCCCCGGUACGGCUUACUGAUUUCCCGAGAAGGUGCAGAAGAUGAGAAGCGGAGCACUCUGAGCCGGGAGCGAGGGACCAGCGCCCGGGAUCGAAUCCCGGACUCCCGGAGCCGAGGAAGCGCCGAUCCCGCCCACGUCCCCGCCGCCCUCGCCUGCCGCCGCCUCCUGCGGGGCGUUUGGACAUUUCUGCUGCGCAGCUCGCACCGUAACUCCCAGAGCCCGCGGCCCAGCCUCGCUUCCCUUGCGCGCGCCCCCAGCACCUCGGGCUCUCCCCAGUGCCGGCGGGGCCACCGGCCUGCGUGGCUGAGGGUUCGGGUCUGGCUGUGGGAUGUUAACUGUGGGGGCGAUGGAGGGCCCCCGGCAGAGCGCAUUCCUGCUCAGCAGCCCGCCUUUGGCCGCUCUGCACAGCAUGGCCGAGAUGAAGACCCCGCUCUACCCCGCCGCCUAUCCCCCACUGCCCACCGGGCCCCCCUCCUCCUCGUCCUCGUCCUCCUCGUCCUCGUCGCCCUCCCCACCUUUGGGCGCCCACAACCCGGGCAGCUUGAAGCCCUCGGCCGCGGGGGGCCUCUCGUCCCUGGGCAGCCCCCCGCAGCAGCUCUCGGCAGCUACCCCUCACGGCAUCAACGACAUCCUGAGCCGGCCCUCCAUGCCGGUGGCCUCGGGGGCCGCCCUGCCCUCUGCCUCGCCCUCGGGGUCUUCCUCCUCCUCCUCCUCCUCGUCCGCCUCCGCCACCUCGGCCUCUGCGGCCGCCGCUGCCGCUGCCGCGGCUGCCGCCGCUGCCGCCUCGUCGCCCGCCGGGCUGUUGGCCGGCCUGCCCCGCUUCAGCAGCCUGAGUCCUCCGCCACCGCCGCCCGGGCUCUACUUUAGCCCCAGCGCCGCGGCUGUGGCCGCUGUGGGCCGGUACCCCAAGCCCCUGGCCGAGCUGCCCGGUCGGACGCCCAUCUUCUGGCCCGGGGUGAUGCAGAGCCCACCUUGGAGGGACGCGCGCCUUGCCUGUACCCCCCAUCAAGGAUCCAUUUUGCUGGACAAAGAUGGGAAAAGAAAACACACCAGACCCACGUUCUCUGGCCAGCAAAUCUUCGCCCUGGAGAAGACUUUCGAACAAACAAAGUACUUGGCAGGACCAGAGAGAGCACGCUUGGCCUAUUCUCUGGGGAUGACAGAGAGUCAGGUCAAGGUCUGGUUCCAGAACCGCCGGACCAAGUGGAGAAAGAAGCACGCAGCCGAGAUGGCCACGGCCAAGAAGAAGCAGGACUCGGAGACCGAGCGGCUCAAGGGAACUUCGGAGAACGAGGAGGAUGACGACGAUUACAACAAGCCCCUGGACCCGAACUCUGACGACGAGAAAAUCACUCAGCUGCUGAAAAAGCACAAAUCGAGCGGCGGCAGCCUCCUGCUGCACGCGUCGGAGGCCGAGGGCUCAUCCUGAGCGCGGGCCGCACCACUGGGAUCCCGCCCCGCCCCACAGCCGGUUCCCCGGGACCCAGCACCCGGCUGCUCGCUGGGCCUUCACUAUUUUCUAAGAUGUACAUAUCUAUUUUUUUAACCUAGAAAUUGUGGCGGGGAGGGCGGGGGUCAGUAGAAUGGCGCGUUGAUGAAGAGGAAAGGAGCCCGCCAAGUGCACUGC